Messenger RNA from Fulmarus glacialis (Northern fulmar), 2379 nucleotides. Its product is annotated as LIM domain kinase 2-like. Lineage: Eukaryota; Metazoa; Chordata; Aves; Procellariiformes; Procellariidae. The record is from RefSeq and is a predicted model, not a curated record. Gene Ontology annotation, biological process: actin cytoskeleton organization; protein phosphorylation. Gene Ontology annotation, molecular function: protein binding; protein serine/threonine kinase activity; ATP binding. Gene Ontology annotation, cellular component: cytoplasm; nucleus.
GAGGCAGUUGGACAAGUUUGUGGCUGAGCCGGUUUAUCCAGUGUUGAAGAUGGGAAGUUACUUGUCUGCCCCAGCUUACUUCGCUCCCAAGGAUCCGUUUCGGUGCUCUGAAUGUCAGGAUCCCCUCACUAACUGGUACUAUGAGAAAGAUGGGAAGCUGUACUGUCACAAAGACUACUGGGGGAAGUUUGGGGAGUCCUGCCAUGGCUGCUCUCUGCUGAUGACUGGACCUGUGAUGGUGGCUGGCGAAUACAAGUAUCACCCCGAGUGCUUUGCUUGUAUGAGCUGCAAAGUGAUCAUUGAAGAUGGGGACACUUACGCGCUCGUGCAACAUUCCACUCUCUACUGUGGAAAGUGCCAUAACCAGAUUGUGCUGACACCGAUGAUAGAAAAACACUCCACUGAGUCUCUGCGUGAGCAGCUGCCUUAUACACUGACCCUCAUCUCCAUGCCGGCAGCUACUGAUGGCAAGAGGGGGUUCUCUGUGUCUGUUGAAGGUGGCUGCUCCAGCUAUGCCACUGGUGUCCAGGUGAAAGAAGUUAACAGGAUGCACAUCAGCCCAGAUGUCCGAAACGCCAUCCACCCUGCAGAUCGUAUCCUGGAGAUUAAUGGAGCUCCUAUUCGUACAUUACAGGUGGAGGAGGUGGAGGACUUGAUUCGCAAGACAAGCCAGACACUUCAGCUGCUGAUAGAGCAUGACCCUGUCUCCCAGCGCUUAGACAGGCUUCGUUUGGACUCCCGUCUUCCCACCCACAUAAAGCCGCCCAUUUCCCCACGCUCCCUCUCUCCACUGGACAUCAAGGAGAAUCUGGAAGGAACGCUCCGACGGCGCUCCCUCAGGCGAAGUAACAGCAUUUCUAAGUCUCCUGGCCCCAGUUCUCCAAAGGAACCGCUCCUUCUGAGCCGUGACAUCAGUCGUUCUGAAUCCCUACGUUCCUCUUCUAGCUGCUCCCAACAAAUCUUCCGGCCCUGUGACCUGAUUCAUGGCGAAGUACUAGGAAAAGGAUUUUUUGGACAAGCAAUCAAGGUGACUCACAAAGCAACAGGAAAGGUGAUGGUGAUGAAGGAGCUGAUUCGCUGUGAUGAGGAAACACAGAAGACUUUCUUGACAGAGGUGAAAGUGAUGCGCAGCCUGGAUCACCCCAAUGUACUGAAGUUCAUCGGUGUACUGUACAAGGACAAGAAGCUGAAUCUCCUCACUGAGUACAUUGAGGGGGGCACCCUGAAGGACUUCCUCCGCAAUGCGGACCCGUUUCCCUGGCAGCAGAAGGUCAGCUUUGCCAAAGGAAUUGCCUCUGGAAUGGCUUACUUGCACUCCAUGUGCAUCAUUCACAGAGACCUGAAUUCACACAAUUGCCUAAUCAAGUUGGAUAAGACAGUGGUGGUGGCUGACUUCGGUCUGUCUCGGCUGAUUGUGGAGGAAAGAAAAAAGCCCACUUUGGAGAAGCCAUCUGCCAAGAAACGAACCCUACGCAAGAGUGACAGGAAGAAGCGCUACACGGUGGUUGGCAACCCAUACUGGAUGGCCCCAGAGAUGCUAAAUGGACAAAGCUACGAUGAGACAGUGGACAUCUUUUCAUUUGGGAUUGUCCUCUGUGAGAUCAUAGGCCAGGUUUAUGCUGACCCGGACUGUCUCCCACGCACACUGGAUUUUGGCCUUAAUGUCAAGCUGUUCUGGGAGAAGUUUGUUCCUGCCUUUUUCCCUCUGGCUGCCAUUUGCUGCAGACUGGAACCAGAGAGCAGGCCCCCUUUUUCCAAGCUGGAAGAUUCCUUUGAAGCGCUCUCUCUCUACCUGGGAGAACUUGCCAUCCCCCUCCCGUCUGAGCUGGAGGAGCUGGACCACAACGUGAGUGUGCAGUAUGGACUGAACCGUGACAAGCUACCUGAAAACACAACCUAGUCAGCUCGUCCUGCUGCCUGCACCACUUCCACUGGAGUUGAGAUGAGUGACAGGGAGGGAGAUGCACUUCAGCCACUUCCAGGGCAUUAAUGGGCACCACGCUGUGCAUUUGCUGCAUUGCCUCUCUCUCCUCACCCAUCACCCCUCCUCUUGGACAUCCUGAUUCACUGUGGAUUUCUGGCAUGUUUCAGAAGCAAAAAGGACUGUUUCCUGCCAACUGCACCUAGGAAAGCUGCUCAACACUAUUUUUCUGGCUUGAGAAAUGUUUCUCUGGCCUUUUCAGGCUUCUUCACUGUGGUGCCUUAGAACUUGGCUGCAAGCUGUGAAGCCACCCUGGCCUGUCUGCCAGGGAGGGAAUUGCUAUAAGAGACUCUCCUGCACAAGGACCAGCACUUCUGGAACUGCUUCUCCCACUGACUACCCUGCUCAGAAAGCUUGGGAAUUGGACAGCUGGCAAAAGGCCCCACCAGGACAGCAUG